Phytophthora nicotianae INRA-310 is the source of this 441-nucleotide messenger RNA. RefSeq lists its product as hypothetical. Lineage: Eukaryota; Oomycota; Peronosporomycetes; Peronosporales; Peronosporaceae. Bases 1 to 441 code for a protein of 146 amino acids. The transcript has a single exon. The record is from RefSeq and is a predicted model, not a curated record.
AUGCCCACAACCUUGGAACUACUGCAUGCCGAGCAUCAAGAGCAGACUAUUGAAGCAGCACGCCCCGCUAUCCAUUCUGUGGAAGAAGCGAGAUCGCUAAUCUCUAACGAAUGCCCUGCUCCAAACAUGAACAUUUCGUUUGAGAUGUGUGUUUUACGCAUUGAACAACGUGAUCGAUUCUGGCGUCUGGACUUAGUUGGGCGGGAUGACGAAGGCGAUUUUGAGAAAAUACUGGAGAUGUUUAAUCUGCUCGACGUCCCUCGCCGUCAUAAGUGCGUCUUCCAGUUGACAAUCUGGAAAAACCGAGAUGAAGAGCUCAAUCAGCUGAGUUAUCGGCCAGGCUUCAGCUACCGAUUCGAGAGAGUUCAUUCUCUUAAGCUGAUGUACGGCAACCCGAUGGGCAGCAGCAGAUUCGUCAACGUAUUGAGACGGAGCCGCUGA